This is a messenger RNA of Lagenorhynchus albirostris (white-beaked dolphin), 1496 nucleotides long. RefSeq names its product neural proliferation, differentiation and control 1 (gene NPDC1). Lineage: Eukaryota; Metazoa; Chordata; Mammalia; Artiodactyla; Delphinidae. The transcript is spliced from 9 exons. The record is from RefSeq and is a predicted model, not a curated record. Bases 229 to 1194 code for a protein of 321 amino acids. Gene Ontology annotation, cellular component: membrane.
CCGGCACGCGCGCCUCUCGCUGCCUAGCCUCCGUCCCGGAUCCUUUGCCGCAGCGUCAGCGCCGCCGCCGCCUCUUUUCCUCAUCCUCCGCCUCCUCGGCCUCUGCCUCCUCUUCCUCCUCCGCCCCCUCCUCCUCCGCCUCCGCCGCCUCCCCCGACGCGGCGCCCGGAGCCCGUGCCCAGCCCCCGGCCGCGCGGUGCCAUGCUGCCCCGGCGGCGGCGCUGAAGGAUGGCGACGCCUGUCCCUCCGCCCUCCCCGCGGCACCUGCGGCUGCUGCGGCUGCUGCUGUCUGGCCUCGUCCUCGGCGCGGCCUUGCGCGGUGCGGCCGCCCGCCGCCCGGAUGCAGCCGUCUGUCCUGGGAGCCUGGACUGUGCCCUGAAGAGGCGGGCGCGGUGCCCCCCGGGUGCACGUGUCUGUGGGCCCUGCCUUCAGUCCUUCCAGGAGGACCAGCAGGGGCUCUGUGUGCCCAGGAUGCGCCAGCCCCAGGGGGAGGGCUUGCCCCAGCCCAGACUGGAAGAGGAGAUCGACUUCCUGGCCCAGGAGCUAGCCCGGCAGGAGGCGGGGCACUCCAGGCUCACGGCCCCACCCCAGCCUGAGGGGCGACUGCGGCUCCUGGAGGCUGCAUCCACCCUGGGGCUCUCAGAGCGUGGCCGGGGCCCCAACCUGGGCCUCCCCUCCACGCGGGGAGCGCCCACGCCCCGCACCUCCUCCCUGCGCUCCACUGUGUCAUCUGGGCCUGUGCACAUGUCCCCGCUGGAGCCGCGGGGCGGGCGCGGUGACGGCCUUGCCCUCCUGCUGAUCGUGGCGUGCUCCGUGGCCGGCGCGGCCGCCCUUGCCGUGGCCGUUCUCUGCUGGUGUCGGCUGCAGCGAGACGUUCGCCUGACCCAAAAGGCCGACUAUGCGGCCCCGCAGGCGCCCAGCUCCCCAGCCACGCCCAGGAUCUCGCAGCCCGGGGACCAGCGGCUGGCGCACAGCGCGGAGAUGUACCACUACCAGCACCAGAGGCAGCAGAUGCGGUGCCUGGAGCGGCAUAAGGAGCCCCCCAAGGAGUUGGACUCCGCCUCCUCCGACGAGGAGAACGAAGACGGCGACUUCACGGUGUACGAGUGCCCCGGCCUGGCCCCGACUGGAGAGAUGGAGGUGCGGAACCCACUGUUCGACCACGCCUCGCUGUCCGCGCCCCCGCUGCAGUGACCCGAAGGCUGAUGCCCACCCUCUCGUGGAUGCGCGGCCCACGGGUGGGGAGGGGCAGGCCCCAGCCUUUGCCAUUAAAGAGACUGUGUCCUGACACGCGUGUGCUUGCGGCUGGGGCCCCGGGGCGGCUGGGAAGCCCUUGCCGGGGAGACUCCCCCUGCUGCCAGGGACCUUCUCUGCUCCUUGCACCUGCCCCCUCACAUCUGGACACCCCCAGUCGAGGGGAGGAAGACAACCCGAGAGACAAGGCAUGGAUUGGGAGUCCGGGAGACAAGCCAAUUAAAGUACAUUUCACAACUUUG